Messenger RNA from Dioscorea cayenensis subsp. rotundata (Guinea yam), 1879 nucleotides. Its product is annotated as calcium-dependent protein kinase 3-like. Gene Ontology annotation, biological process: intracellular signal transduction; protein autophosphorylation; peptidyl-serine phosphorylation. The transcript has 7 exons. The record is from RefSeq and is a predicted model, not a curated record. Gene Ontology annotation, molecular function: ATP binding; calmodulin binding; calcium ion binding. Lineage: Eukaryota; Viridiplantae; Streptophyta; Magnoliopsida; Dioscoreales; Dioscoreaceae. Gene Ontology annotation, cellular component: cytoplasm; nucleus. The coding region runs from base 116 to 1741 and encodes 541 amino acids.
CCCUGCUUCUCCUGCUCUUCUCUCGUUCUCACGCGCAGCCGAAUCCGAGAAGCUUGGGAUCGCUUUCGCAUCAUGGCGUGAAACCCUAGAAACCCUAGCUCGUGAUCCUUCUCCAAUGGGAAACUGCUGCCGUUCUCCUUCCGCCGUUGCCCGGGAGGACGUCGAUGACGCCUCGUUUCACCCUCGCAAACCCCACUCCGCUGCCGCCAAGCACCGCCACCAUCCCCUCCGCAAUGGCGCCGGCGAUCCGAAGCUCAAGACCCUCACCGUUCUAUCCAGUGCCGAUACCGAAGGUGGCAUCGACGAGAAGUAUACCGUCGAUCGGGAGCUCGGCCGGGGCGAGUUUGGAGUCACGUAUCUCUGCGUAGAUAGAGCCACGAGGGAGCUUCUGGCUUGCAAGUCCAUCCCCAAGAGGAAGCUCCGCACGGCCGUGGAUGUGGAGGAUGUGCGACGAGAGGUGGCGAUCAUGAAACACCUGCCGCGCAGCCCAAGCAUUGUUUGCUUGCGGGAGGCGUGCGAGGAUGAGAAUGCUGUGCAUCUUGUUAUGGAGCUUUGCGAAGGGGGCGAGCUCUUCGAUCGGAUUGUGGCGAGAGGGCACUAUACUGAGCGCGCUGCUGCUGCUGUUACUAAGACGAUCGUUGAGGUUGUGCAGCUUUGUCAUCAGCAUGGUGUGAUUCAUAGGGAUCUCAAGCCGGAGAACUUCUUGUUUGCAGAUAAGAAGGAGAAUUCCCCUCUCAAAGCCAUUGACUUCGGGCUUUCGAUAUUCUUCAAACCUGGUGAAAGGUUUUCGGAAAUUGUUGGAAGCCCGUAUUAUAUGGCUCCGGAGGUUCUCAAGCGGAAUUAUGGACCUGAAAUAGACAUAUGGAGUGCUGGAGUCAUUUUAUAUAUCUUACUAAGUGGAGUUCCUCCUUUUUGGGCUGAAUCUGAACGGGGAGUUGCGCAGGCGAUUCUUCGAGGGCUUAUAGAUUUUAAUCGUGAACCAUGGCCUAGUGUGUCUGAAAGUGCUAAGGAUCUAAUCCAACAUAUGUUGGAACCUGAUCCAAAACUCAGGUUGACCGCAAAACAAGUGCUAGAGCAUCCUUGGCUUCAAAAUGCCAAAAAGGCACCAAAUGUUCCUCUCGGGGAUGUUGUUAAGUCAAGGCUAAAGCAGUUCUCAGUAAUGAACAGAUUCAAAAGGAGAGCUCUAAGGGUUAUUGCUGAUCACCUGUCCGCUGAAGAAGUUGAAGACAUAAAAGAAAUGUUCAAGUUGAUAGACACAGAUAAUGAUGGUAUUGUUUCGUGUGAGGAAUUGAAAACUGGACUUGUAAAACACGGUUCCCAACUUGCUGAAUCUGAAGUGCAGAUGCUCAUUGAAGCUGUAGAUAACCAAGGCAAAGGAGUAUUAGAUUAUGGAGAAUUCGUUGCAGUGUCCCUUCAUUUACAAAGAAUGGCAAAUGAUCAACAUCUCCGACGAGCUUUCUCAUACUUCGACAAAGAUGGUAAUGGUUACAUUGAGGCAGAUGAGCUCCGUGAAGCUUUGGUGGAAGAUGGAACUACUGAUGGCACUGAUGUAGUGAAUGAUAUUUUUCAAGAAGUCGACACCGACAAGGAUGGUAAGAUCAACUACGACGAAUUUGUGGCAAUGAUGAAGACCGGAACCGAUUGGCGAAAAGCUUCACGACAUUACUCAAGGGGAAGAUUCAACAGUCUCAGCGUCAGACUAAUGAAAGAUGGAUCACUAAAACAGGGUGGCGAGAGCUGAGUGAAUUGUGUGAAUGCCGAAGAUUCAGCAAUCCUUCGCAAUGACUUGAUCCUAGUUAUAUUAUUCUUUUAAUAUGAUCUUCUGAUUGUGUUGGUUGGUGGUGGCCAUUUGAUCAAGUGAUCCAUCGUUUUUAGUUUG